AUGCAGACCAAGUUCGCCGCUCUCCUGGCCCUCGUGGCCGCCGCCCGUGCUCAACAGGCCUGCUCCAGCCAGGUUGAAACCCACCCCAAGCUGACCUGGGAGAAGUGCACUGCUCCUGGCUCUUGCAACAGCGUUGCUGGCUCCGUUGUGCUCGACUCCAACUGGCGUUGGACUCACACCGUCGAGGGCUCAACCAACUGCUACACCGGAAACACCUGGAACAACGACUUCUGUGCCAAGGGCCAGGGUGCCAACUGUGCCGCCAAGUGCUGCGUCGAUGGCGCCGACUACCCCAACACCUACGGCAUCACCACCAGCGGCAGCGAGCUGAACCUCAAGUUCGUCACCACCCACAACUUCGGCAAGAACAUUGGUAGCCGUGUCUACCUCAUGGAGAGCGACACCAAGUACCAGAUGUUCACCCUGCUCGGCAACGAGUUCACCUUCGACGCUGAUGUCUCCAACAUCGGCUGCGGUCUGAACGGUGCCCUGUACUUCGUCUCCAUGGACGCCGACGGUGGUCUUUCCAAGUUCUCCUCCAACAAGGCUGGUGCCAAGUACGGUACUGGUUACUGCGACUCGCAGUGCCCCCGUGAUGUCAAGUUCAUCAACGGUGUUGCCAACGUUGACGGCUGGAACCCGUCCAGCAACGAUGCCAACGGUGGUGUCGGUACCCUCGGUGCCUGCUGCGCUGAGAUGGACAUCUGGGAGGCCAACAAGAUCUCCACGGCCUACACCCCCCACCCCUGCAAGAACAACGCCUACCACUCUUGCAACGGCGACAGCUGCGGAGGUACCUACAGUGCUACCCGUUACGCCGGCGACUGCGACCCCGAUGGAUGCGACUUCAACUCCUACCGCCAGGGCAACAAGACAUUCUACGGACCCGGCUCCGGCAACACCAUCGACACCACCAAGAAGGUCACCGUCGUCACCCAGUUCCUCAAGGGCUCCGACGGCAACCUCUCCGAGAUCAAGCGCUUCUACGUCCAGGACGGCAAGGUCAUCCCCAACUCCGAGUCUACCGUCGCCGGCAACCCAGGCAACUCUCUCACCCCCGAGUUCUGCCGCGCUCAGAAGACCGCCUUCGGCGACCAGGACAUCUUCAAUGUCCGCGGUGGCUUCCCCCAGAUGUCUGACGCCGUCGCCAAACCCAUGGUCCUCGUCCUCUCCCUCUGGGAUGACCACUACGCCAACAUGCUCUGGCUCGACUCCACCUACCCCGUCGACGCCGCCGGCAAGCCCGGUGCCGAGCGUGGCUCCUGCCCCACCACUUCCGGUGUCCCCGCCGAGGUCGAGGCCCAGUUCCCCAACAGCAACGUCAAGUUCUCCAACAUCAAGUUCGGCCCCAUCGGCUCGACCUUCAACAGCGGCCAGCCCCCCGUCUCCUCCUCCACCAUCCGCACCAGCACCGUCCGCACCAGCAGCACCAGCACCAGCAGCUCCGCCCGCGCCACCAGCACCGGCGGCUCCAAGCAGUACGAGCAGUGCGGCGGUAUCGGCUGGGGUGGCCCGACCACUUGCGUCUCUCCCUACACCUGCAACAAGGUCAACGACUGGUACUCCCAGUGCUUGUAA
Colletotrichum truncatum is the source of this 1578-nucleotide messenger RNA. RefSeq names its product exoglucanase type c precursor. Gene Ontology annotation, cellular component: extracellular region. Gene Ontology annotation, molecular function: cellulose binding; hydrolase activity, hydrolyzing O-glycosyl compounds. Lineage: Eukaryota; Fungi; Ascomycota; Sordariomycetes; Glomerellales; Glomerellaceae. The record is from RefSeq and is a predicted model, not a curated record. Gene Ontology annotation, biological process: carbohydrate metabolic process.